Molecule: messenger RNA, 861 nt
Organism: Mus pahari (shrew mouse)
Lineage: Eukaryota; Metazoa; Chordata; Mammalia; Rodentia; Muridae
Exons: 2
Coding region: 391-861 (156 amino acids)
Source: RefSeq, a predicted model, not a curated record
AUCUGUAGCCCUCUUAGCUAGUGGAAGUAAAGAAAGCAGAAGCCAGCAGGGAAACAGCAUCCUCGGAGGCUCACAGCCACCUGUGUGCUACCUGGCCAAGACUGGUGUUCCCAGCAUGAGGAAGUAGCCCAGGAAAACCAGAGGACCACAGGGUGGCACCGGCCCUUCUCGGGUCCCUGGAAGACAGUGUAACCUGUAAGCCAGGCCACAAGCCUCUCCUGUAUCCGUCCAGCGGCCUCCACCCAGGUUUCCUGGGGACAGAAACAGAACACCUUCCCUUCGCCACAGGUGCGGAUCUUCUGCUGAAAGGGCAGUCAUUCCGUCCACGCACUUCCCACCCAUCCACACCCAUCUCAAAGACACCACCCCAGACACUGUGGGUCCCGGGAGAUGUGGGCGAGCAGUGCAGGGGCACUCGCUUGGCAGUGCCCGCCCGACAUUCCGCCGUGCCCAGAGGAGGCGCCACAGCAUAGGAGAGCAGCGCCAGCAGCUGGUGGCCUCGACCCUGAGACUUCUGAAUCCCUGAACCUUGGGGACCCUGAAGCUCCCACCGCAGCCCGCGCCCGCUCGGCUUCGGGAUUUUUUGUCUAUAUAAGGGCUCGCGGCACUUGGAGAGCCGGCUGGCACUGGCUGCCGUUUCUCCGCACCCGCCUGCGGUCCCUGGCUCUGGAACUAUUUAACACAUUUGCUAACCUUGCAACCUUCAAUGCCUCAACCCUUCAGAUCCAUAGCAGGCUUUCAUUACGUGCUACUUCUCUAGAAUUUAAAUCUCUGGAUCCAGAUGGCCCUGGGAGUACAGCCGGGGCAGGAAGACUUGUGCCUUCAAGACCACAUGCCUUCACGCCCCAGUAUAGACUCUGA